GUAUUCUUAGCAUUUUUCACCCAAAUUAAUUAGGAGAGAAAUGGGGAGAGCUCCUUGCUGUGAGAAGAUGGGACUGAAGAAGGGGCCAUGGACCUCUGAAGAAGAUCAAAUUCUUACAUCCUUCAUCCACAAAUAUGGCCAUGGAAAUUGGCGUGCCCUGCCAAAGCAAGCUGGGUUGUUGAGAUGUGGAAAGAGCUGCCGACUCCGGUGGAUAAACUAUUUGAGGCCGGAUAUUAAGAGAGGAAACUUCACAAGAGAAGAAGAGGAAGCUAUCAUUAAGUUGCAUGAAAUGCUGGGUAACAGGUGGUCAGCAAUUGCAGCAAGAUUACCAGGACGCACCGAUAACGAAAUAAAAAAUGUAUGGCACACCCACUUGAAAAAAAGACUCAAAGAUCAUACUACAACAACAUCAUCAACAACAUCAACAAGAAGUAGUAGUAACAGUACUUCCAAUGUCACAAGCCAAUUUGUUGAUGAACCUGAAAAUUUGAAUUAUCCACAACCAUCUUCUAGUGAUGUUUCCUCCUCAGUCACAAAAGUCUCAGCUGCAUUGAGUACCGAUCAGGACACAAUCGUCGUCAAGGGCGAAAACAUGGAGUUGUCGGAAACCUUCCCCGAUAUUGAUGAUGACAGCUUCUGGUCAGAGGCACUUUCAACUGAUAAUUCCAGCGUCCCAUUACAAUUUCCAAAGGCCUCAAAUGAUGAACCAAUAUCGGAGUUUCCCAUCACCAAAAACGAUUCGGAGGAAUUUGGUUUUAGUUUUGGUCUAAACAUGGAUGAUGGCAUGGAAUUUUGGUAUGAUCUUUUCAUUAGAACUGGUCAUGGGGGAACGCCAGAAUUACCAGAAUUUUGAGUUUUACUAUUUUCUCUCUUUGGAGUUUAGGAGGAUAUUUUAUAUUGGUGGUUUGAAAAAGUUUUUAAAUAUUUUUAUCUUGAAUUUGACCGUUAACAAAUGCUAGGUUGGACAGAAAUUUCAAUUGCGGGGGCCAAUGUUUGUCCUCGUACAUCCAAAAGUUAGACUACCACUUGUGCAUUGACUAAGAAGCUAAAGCUAAUUUGCUCUUCAUCAUAUAAAAAGGAGAAAAGAGAUGGAUAAAGAACAGAAUAAUGUGAGACAAAAGAAUUGACUUGGAGCACAGUUUUGUUACUCUGUAUUUAUAGAUACAAUAAUUUAAUAUUUUAGAGACUUUGGUGACAUAUAAUCCUCCUUAGUAGGUUUUAUUUGUUCAAAGUUUAUGUGUAACCAUAAUGAUGACGAUGAAAAUGAUGUAGCUGGACCUUUUUACUCCGAAAUAAAAAAUUCAUUGUUUUAAUGUAUGCAUAUUUAAUAUGUA
Molecule: messenger RNA, 1334 nt
Organism: Malus domestica (apple)
Lineage: Eukaryota; Viridiplantae; Streptophyta; Magnoliopsida; Rosales; Rosaceae
Gene: MYB23
Product: myb-related protein Myb4-like
Source: RefSeq, marked provisional